This is a messenger RNA of Aspergillus alliaceus, 825 nucleotides long. Its product is annotated as telomerase reverse transcriptase. NCBI's taxonomy places the organism in Eukaryota, Fungi, Ascomycota, Eurotiomycetes, Eurotiales, Aspergillaceae. Gene Ontology annotation, biological process: telomere maintenance via telomerase. The record is from RefSeq and is a predicted model, not a curated record. The transcript has 2 exons. Gene Ontology annotation, molecular function: telomeric repeat DNA binding; telomerase RNA binding. Gene Ontology annotation, cellular component: telomerase catalytic core complex. Bases 154 to 693 code for a protein of 179 amino acids.
AUGCCCGUACAUCUACUCUUCCUGUCAACAACUACUCUUCACGAGAGCAAGAGAUCGCGAAGCAGAGCGGGUCACUGAAAGUGCCUAAAAGGCUUCGAGGAAAGGCUGUGGAACUGGUACGACAGUUACAAAAUCGCAAUAAGCAAUGCUCAUAUGAAAAGCUGUUACGUUACUAUUGCCCACCACAGGUUUGUCAUACAGUCUUUCACCCUUGAACUAGCACUAAGAUCUCAGCGCAUUGGCCUCUGGAAACUUGAUCACUUCGAUUCCCAGAUUGGAGUACUUAGUGAGGACCUGAAAAAAUCAGCAUCAGAACAGUUGAUAACACAAUUUCGAGAAAAGAAUCAGCAAGCAGCAGCCGACGAUAUAUCCAAGUCAUCGGCGAAGACGUGGUUGCGCCCAAAGAACGAAAGUCCUGACACGAAAGCAAACGUUACUAGGCCGAAGCUCAGCAUGACAGAUUACGCGACACCAACUUCGUCGGUAUCGGCUUUUUGUCGGGCAGUACUGCGAAGCCUAAUCCCACUCCAAUUCUAUGGAAAUCGCCAACACAAAAUUACCCACCAAAUGGUUGUCUUCAGGCAUGUUGAUCGAUUCGUGCGCAUGCGACGGUUUGAAAGCCUCAGCGUUCAUGAAGUCUGCAAGGGGAUCAAGGUUCGAAUAGAUCACAUCCAACCAAGGAUGGAUUGCUAAUGCGAAUAUCUCCCUAAUAGGUCACAUGCAUACCCUGGCUUGAACCUCCCACACUCCACAUCCAGAAUUCUUGCCAGAAUAAGAUCUCAUUAUCCGAUCUACACAAGCGCACAGAAAUACUACACGAAUUCA